AGUGGGCAGGCCGGCCUCGGACCCAUGCAGUCAAUUGUCCCAGGCAGUGUGGAGACCGGGCCAUCAUGCCAGGAGCUGCCCCGGGGUUUCCUGCACAGUCUCCGGACUCUGUUCGAUAUCCUGGACGAUGGGCGAAGGGGCUCGGUUCACAUCUUGGAGAUCGAGUCCCGCUGGAGCCAGGGCUCCCCCGGCCGGGCACUGCCCCCGGGGGUACUGCAGUGCCUGCGCAGAGUGGCACCAGCCUCUGGGUACCUGACCUUCGACAGGUUCGUGCAGGGGCUCCAAUCCUCCCUGCUCAGCCCCGGGAACAGGCAGGCACAAGAGAGCAGCAACUCCGUAUGGAAGAGGAGUAAGAAUGGCUCUCGGAGGAGCAGUGAGAACCCGGCCAGUUUAAGAACGCUAAAGGUCUCGAGUCAGAUCUGCCCAGUGACUGAACGUCACCACCUGACGUCAGACAAAUUCCGAGCUCCUGGGGUUCAACCAAAAUCACCGCUGAGGGCGAGAUCGGCAAACAUUCCCAAUAACCGGACAGAGCCAGAUCAUGUCUCACUGGACCCUGGCCAGUGCAAAACCACUCUGGCCGAGAGGGAGCCAAUGAUGGAACAGAAAGGAACCAACACAGGACCACAGACUGCCAUCGAGUGCCUUGGAUUGGAAGGGCAGAAGCGUCUGGAAGCAGAGGGGAGACACAUAGCUCGCUGCCAAAGUGAGGCCUCCUGCGGUCGAAUGGCAUCUGGCCUCGAACACAGACAGGAACGUGGUGAGCUUCGUCGUCACACCAUAACCAAUGGGAUUGACUAUGACAGGCUGAAGUGGAUGAAGGAGCUGGAACAGGAGAAGGACGCCUUGCUGCAGGGUCUCGAGGUGAUUGAUUGUGCCCGAGGCUGGUAUAUCCAGCAGAUCUGGGCAAUCCAGGAACGUCAGAAAAAUCUCAGCAAGUCCCCCAGUGGCAGUGCCAAUGCUGCUGAAGGCCACUCGGUCCGAAUGGACCUCCUCCUGUCCAAACUGCAGGCAGUGAGGCACUGCCUUGUUGAUCUCACCUCCUGCUCUGCCAAGAUGAUGUCCCGGUCGUGCAAUAUGGUGAACGGCUGUGAGUUUCCAGCUCCGUGUAACAUUCCCAUCUCUGGGAACAAUCUCCAGAUGGUCACGAUGCUGAAGGAGCAAAAUCGGCUGCUGACCCAGGAGGUUAGUGAGAAGAGUGAUCGCAUUACCCAGCUGGAACAAGAGAAGGUGGCCCUGAUAAAACAGCUCUUCACCGCUCGUUCCCACAGCCAUCACGACAGCAGCCAACUCGAUUCCACUUUCAUCUGAUCUACAGCCGGUGAUGUCUAACUGAGACAGGUCUCCUCUGUUCCCUGGCACAGAGAUCCCACUGUCACACACUGGCUGUCUGCUCUGAUCACUCCAACAACACUUGAACCCCCCCUCACUCCAGCUCAGUCCCUGCUCUGUGUACGUGUUCAGGCACUGUCUGGUAGCAGGCAGCACUUUACAGGUGGUUUGCAUUGCUAUCCUAUCCUCACUCAGACCAGCAACGCUAUCGCCAUACUCAGUUAGUCUGGCAAUGUCUCAUUCUUGAGUCAACAGGUCAUAUCUAACCCCCUCUGUGUCUGUGUGCAUCGUGAACAUUGUUUACUUUUACUGUGAUUUGAAAUGUCUUUAGAACACUUUUUUUCUCUCUCUCUCCAAGUAUGGGGGCUUGGCAGGAGAUGUGAGGGCAGUCUCAGCGCACUCCUCCCACUCCCCCCAGUUUGAGUUUACAUUUUAUUACAGUUGGUACUGCCUGAGAAAGGUACUGGACAAAUCCUCCAACAUUCUCUCAGUUGGAGAGGGCUGCUGUGUUCUCUGUUUUGUAAUAAAGUGACUUUUUCUCUGGU
Molecule: messenger RNA, 1877 nt
Organism: Rhincodon typus (whale shark)
Lineage: Eukaryota; Metazoa; Chordata; Chondrichthyes; Orectolobiformes; Rhincodontidae
Gene: sapcd2
Product: suppressor APC domain containing 2
Exons: 7
Coding region: 25-1311 (428 amino acids)
Source: RefSeq, a predicted model, not a curated record